AUGGAGGAGUCGAAAUGGACUUUUGGCUUAUCGUCGGUUAGGAUUGCCGUGGGUCUGGCGAAAAAGUUAUGGUGGUACCCCUCUUCAAGCUCAGCUCUGGGUCUCCGUUUCUCCCGCUUCGAAGUGGACCGCAGCGGGCAGACGCAGGCGCAGGCACCUGGCCUGGCCGUAGGCCAUGCUCAGCCGCCAUUUACCAGUGCCCUUCGUCCUGCAUUUUCAGUCAGUUUUGUUUCUUCGCCAAUAUACCCCGUUGUCAUGUUGCCUCUCCUUCAAAAUCCCCCUCCUGCGAUGACGCCGCCGCAGUCCAACUUCGAUGCCACCAUAUUUCCGAAUCACGACGCCUCCUCAUUCAGUGACCACCAUCUCCAUAAUGUCGCAUCGCCGUAUCAGCAGUCAUUUGCGAUUCGCACGUCUCGACCCCAAUGGCUCAACAACUCAUUUGGCUCUGCUUUUUACCCGCAACGCCAAGAAUAUCACCUUAGGCGAAAGACUCCCAACGGGACCAUCGAUGCCGGUUAUGACGGAUCACCAUCGCCCUUCUCUCAUGGUCCUCCACCUCCAAAACAUCUAUUUCAGCCUCGUUCGGCAAUUUCUACAGCGUUCCCUCUUGCCAGCCCGUCAAUACACCACCCUCGAUUCACCACUGAUCUAGACCAUCACCAUUCACCCUCAGCCGGUAACAAAGGGUUUGACGACCAUCUACAAGCCCGUUCCAGGUCCUCUACUUGGGCUUACGCGGGUGAUGCCGCACCGCACCACGGCGCAUUUCCUGGCAACUAUUAUGCCUUUCCUCAACCUGAAGCGCAGUUUAAUCCAUAUGGUCAACCCGAGGCGUCUGGGUUCCCAAACCUUUACCAGCCAGUCAUAAGAGCUCACGAAUAUAACGUCAGGGCAUUCUGUCCGCCCCCAGUUGUCAUGAACGAAUCGUUGCCUUUUGGUCAACCAGCCAUUCAUAUGCCCUGGAAUUUCCACGCCCAGUCCGGCGCUCUUCCCAGACAUGUCCAACAGCAAGGUCCUCGCCAUUUCCAGCAUCAUGCCGUUCACGGGAUCGCACGUCCAUCUUCGUUUUCUCAUGUUGUUGAAGCGGAACCCCAUGGCCACGCCGGCAAUGACUUGGGGAUGCCCAUUCAAUCAUAUACCGGAACUACUCAUAUGAGUAACCCGCAAGGGUUCAGAGAGAAGGUGGUCUUGCAGGCCCACAAGGUUUAUAUUGACCUCCUAGCAUGCACUCAGGCCAUCCGAAAACCAAAUCCGACCAAAAGUGCAGCAGGAAAUAAUACAUCGCCAAGGCUUCUCGUUUACCCCAAGCCUCCGAAGCCAUCUUUGAGGAUCUCAGAGGCAGCUCUUGGAUACGAUUUUGCACCUUUCAGGCCGUCUCAAGAAAAUGAACACUACCAGGGAUACAGCAGCAGGAGACACUCAGCACAUAACUUCUAUGGGUCCUCCAACAGCUACUUACCCAUGGGAAAUACGACUCCAUUCACUGCAGCCAAGUCCACGUUGGAAGUGCUCAGUAAUCUCUGCGAACAGAGCAGCUGGGGUUGGAUUGAUGGAAUGAUGUUGGGAGGAUGUCUGCACUAUGGUCUGGAACAAUAUCAAGAGGCACUGGAAUGGUUCUCGAGAAUUCUUGCUCUUGACUCGAGCGAUGUCGAGGCAAUUACGAACAAAGCCGCCACUCUUUAUUGCCUUAAUCGUCAAGAUGAGGCCGAAAAACAUUGGAUUCGAGCUGUCGAGGUGCAACCCAGUUAUUUAGAAGCUGUUGAGCACCUGGUUGGUUUGCUAUACAAGAAACGCAGUAAGGAAGCCGUUGAUAUUAUCGACCAUGUCCAGCGCGCUCUAAGAAUCUCCUCGGUACAAGAUCAACGACAUGGGCCUCAGGACCAAGUAGCAAAGACUCCUGGCUUUGCAUCAAGUGGUUACGCACUGCCCGCAAAAGAAAAUGGGCGUAUACUGGCUCUGAUACAUGCAAAGGGAACCAUGCUCUACAGUCUUAAAGAAAUCAACAGGGCGUCAGAAGCAUUCGAGGAGGCCGUGUUGAUCAGUGUUGGUCGUCGAAUGACUGGCAUACAGGAUCUUGUUCGUCAAAUUCAGACAGCAUUGUCGCCAAAUGAGGGUUUCGCAUCGAACGGGCAAGUCGGGUACAACACGCGGCCCUUGUUACUUCCCCCUGAGCGUGCUCGUCACACUGCACAACUAGUUUUCGGUGGCACUGGAGCUCUACCAGGACUACAGCAUGUGCCUGAAGGCUCAACUAAGAGAGCGGCCGUACAGACCACAAGCAACUCGCUAUUGUCACUGGCAAAGAUAUUUCAGGACUCCUUAUCGACUGGGCAAGGGGCACCAAAUAUCCUGCGACGCCCUUCGGGGGUUGAAGAUAUUCUAGCUCUCUACUAUCUAUCUUUGUCCCUCCAGGAAAGUCCUUCUACAGCCAACAAUGUCGGUAUCCUCCUUGCUGGCGUGCAACAAGCUGCAUCCAACCCCCCAAGGCCAAGUGUGGAUGCUCUCUCUCAUCCAGGCAUCCCUGGAAUUGUGCCAGGAAGCGGCCUGGCGUUGGCUCUGGCAUAUUACCACUACGGCCUGCGUCUUGAUCCCAAACACGUACAUUUACAUACCAAUCUGGGAAGCUUACUCAAAGACAUCGGACAACUGGAUCUGGCUAUCCAAAUGUACGAACAGGCGGUGUCAUGUGACGGGACCUUCGAUAUUGCCCUGACUAACCUCGCCAACGCUGUCAAGGACAGGGGGCGCAUCAACGAUGCAAUCUCGUACUAUAAACGGGCAGUCAACUCAAAUCCCGACUUCGCCGAGGCUGUUUGCGGUCUCUCUACCGCUCUCAAUUCGGUUUGCGACUGGAGGGGCCGAGGUGGGGUCAUACUCAAAGGUGGGAAGUACGAUCGAUGGCAUGUUGAUGACGAUGGUCAGCUUAUCGAUGCUCGAGCUACUGGGCAUGAUGAUGGUCUCGUCAGCCGUGUUAUUCGCACCAUUAAUCGUCAGCUAAGCGAGGGAUCGCAUUGGGGGCGUGGUAUUCUCGAUGAUAACCGUAUCGCUGCUUUGGCGCAACAGAUUCAAGAUCUUGGCUUGGGCACAUCACAUGAGGUUCAGCAAGGCCUGAGGAAGUGGAAAAACCAGCGAUGGGAGGGUGCGCGCGUGGUUCGCUUGAUAGAGCGUGCGACUCGUGCAACUCAAUGGAAGUGGUAUCGUGAUCGUUACAUAUCUGGUAGCCAAGCACCCGCUCGGUAUACUCGGCUUCGUUUGCCCAACGGACUCGCAGUACCUUCAGCGCCUACGGUCCUGCCCUUCCACACAUUCACGUGUCCCCUAUCUGCAAAAGACAUACGACUCAUUUCCCAGCGCAAUGGAAUCCGAAUAUCCUGCUCCACGCUGCGAUUGCCAUGGCUACCUUCGACAGUUUAUCCUCCGCCUCCUCCCCCAAACCCUCAUCUAAACAUUGGAUAUGUAUCAUCAGACUUUAACAAUCACCCUCUCGCUCACCUAAUGCAAUCGGUAUUUGGAUUUCAUGAUCCCCAACGUGUGCGUGCAUUUUGCUAUGCUACAACGGCAAGUGAUCGGUCUGUCCAUCGACAGCAGAUUGAACGCGAGGCUCCUGUCUUUCGCGACGCCAGCAGUUGGCCUGCAGACAGACUAGUCGAACAGAUCGUUAGUGAUAAGAUUCACGUUCUUGUAAAUCUCAACGGUUAUACACGAGGAGCUCGUAACGAGGUCUUUGCCGCACGACCUGCGCCAGUCCAAAUGUCAUUCAUGGGCUUUGCCGGUACAUUAGGUGCUGAAUGGUGCGAUUACAUAUUAGCAGAUAGCACAGCCAUUCCUCCCGAGACCCUGCGACACUGGCGUGGAAACUCAAAGGUUACCGACGUGUUCCAGGAUGAGACGGAGGGUGAAGGAGAGGAUUGGAUGUACUCGGAGAACAUCAUAUUCUGCCGAGAUACGUUUUUCUGCUGUGAUCAUGCCCAAUCUUGCGACGCAGGUGAACGGUCGAUCACCUGGGAACAAGAACAGCAACGUCGCUGGAAGAUGCGAAAGGAAAUAUUCCCUGCGUUGGCCGAUGACACUAUAAUCAUGGGCAACUUCAACCAGUUGUACAAGGUUCCGAAGGCGGUGAUAUGGCUUCUUCGAUUUCCCGAAUUAGGAGAAGCGAACCUGCGGCGGACAGCAAAGGAAUGGGCCGGGGAGGAAGUUGCCAGCCGCUUGUUGUUUACUGACGUUGCGCCAAAAAGUCAGCACAUCUCAAGGGCUCGAGUGUGCGAUUUGUUUCUCGACACCCCAGAGUGCAAUGCUCAUACAACAGCGGCGGAUGUUCUCUGGUCAAGUACGCCUUUACUCACGCUUCCUCGUUAUCCAUACAAGAUGUGCUCUCGAAUGGCAGCAUCAAUCCUCAAAGGUGCCCUGCCAAAAUCGGACGAAGGUCGACAGGCCGCAGCCGAACUGAUUGCCGGCGAUGAAAAAGAAUACGAGCAGCGUGCAGUCAAGCUUGCCAACCAGCUCAGUUACACCAUAUCAGCGAGCGGCUAUGGUCAGGGGGAGGGUCGUCUGGCCGAGAUUCGCAAGUUGUUGUGGGAGAGCAAGUGGCACUGCGGACUAUUCAACACCAGAAGAUGGGUUGACGAUGUCGAGACGGCGUAUGAGGAAGCAUGGCGGCGAUGGGUCGCUGGCGAAGGUGGUGAUAUCCAUCUAUGA
Fusarium pseudograminearum CS3096 is the source of this 4695-nucleotide messenger RNA. RefSeq lists its product as uncharacterized. Gene Ontology annotation, biological process: protein O-linked glycosylation. Gene Ontology annotation, molecular function: glycosyltransferase activity; protein binding. The record is from RefSeq and is a predicted model, not a curated record. Bases 1 to 4695 code for a protein of 1564 amino acids. The transcript is spliced from 7 exons. NCBI's taxonomy places the organism in Eukaryota, Fungi, Ascomycota, Sordariomycetes, Hypocreales, Nectriaceae.